Messenger RNA from Boeremia exigua, 354 nucleotides. RefSeq names its product RING-box protein 1. Gene Ontology annotation, biological process: ubiquitin-dependent protein catabolic process; protein ubiquitination. The record is from RefSeq and is a predicted model, not a curated record. The transcript has 3 exons. Gene Ontology annotation, cellular component: cullin-RING ubiquitin ligase complex; nucleus. The coding region runs from base 1 to 354 and encodes 117 amino acids. NCBI's taxonomy places the organism in Eukaryota, Fungi, Ascomycota, Dothideomycetes, Pleosporales, Didymellaceae. Gene Ontology annotation, molecular function: zinc ion binding; ubiquitin protein ligase activity; cullin family protein binding.
AUGGCCGACGUUGAUAUGGCAGACGCACCCGCGCCCAAGACCAAGGUCGCCAAGGCCGCAGCCAGCACAGACACCGGCGACAAGAAGCGCUUCGAGGUCAAGAAGUGGAACGCCGUGGCGCUCUGGGCCUGGGACAUCGUCGUCGACAACUGCGCCAUCUGCCGUAACCACAUCAUGGAUCUCUGCAUCGAGUGCCAGGCCAACCAGGCGUCUGCUACGAGUGAAGAGUGCACCGUCGCCUGGGGCAUUUGCAAUCACGCCUUCCACUUCCACUGCAUCUCCCGAUGGCUCAAGACGCGACAAGUGUGCCCGCUCGACAACCGAGACUGGGAGUUCCAGAGGUACGGCCGAUAG